Messenger RNA from Scheffersomyces coipomensis, 450 nucleotides. RefSeq lists its product as uncharacterized. Lineage: Eukaryota; Fungi; Ascomycota; Pichiomycetes; Serinales; Debaryomycetaceae. The record is from RefSeq and is a predicted model, not a curated record. Bases 1 to 450 code for a protein of 149 amino acids. The transcript has a single exon.
AUGUCCCAUAAUGAUAUACUACGAGAAUCCAAAUUAAACCAACUAAAUCAACUCAAACAAUCAAACCAAUACUCCAAACAAUUAAUCUCAACCUUAUACACCAUCAUCAAAUCAAAUUCCAACCCAGGAAUCACCAUCAAUUCAUUAACAUCAUCAACUUCCACCACGAGUCUUAUCGAUAAAAUCACUACCAUCCAUCAAUUGAACGAGGAGAUCGAUAAACAAUUGAAUAAUGACAUUGCUGUCAAUUUUGAAUUGUUGAUGAAGUAUAAAUUGAAAUUACAUAAGGCAAUUCAAGAUUGUCAUAGAGGAAUGGGAGGAAGUAUGAGAGGAGGAAAGGGACAACGAAGUAGGAGUCCUGGGAAUAUCAUCUCUUCUUUACAAUCUCGAUCGGAAGUUAUAGACCAAGAAUUACGAAUAUUAGAAUAUACUUUAAAAUUAUUAAAUUAA